This is a messenger RNA of Labeo rohita (rohu), 1905 nucleotides long. It is a transcript of the gene tmem54b, whose product is annotated as transmembrane protein 54b. The transcript is spliced from 6 exons. NCBI's taxonomy places the organism in Eukaryota, Metazoa, Chordata, Actinopteri, Cypriniformes, Cyprinidae. The record is from RefSeq and is a predicted model, not a curated record. Bases 303 to 1079 code for a protein of 258 amino acids.
CAGAGUGUGUAAUGAUUAACUGAGGUGACAUCUCUCCUGCAGCCUGAACCCUGUCCUCAGUGGAUCAGCGGAGCUUUUGUGUUUGCUGUGAAAUGAUGUCCACCCACACCGCUCUGCUCCACUUCUAAUCUUUCCUUCAGCUUUCAGUCCUUUCCAGAGCUCAGCAGCAAAAUAUCUGUAACGUCUGUCAGCGCAGCCAUGUCAAAAUACGACCCCCGUCUUUCCUCCAAGUCUUAACUUAGUGUUUAUGUUGUUGAGAGGAAGGGGUGUGUUGUGGCAAUCUGGAGGAGCAGAAGGGGCUGAUGAAGAUGGGCCUUAGUAUGGUGUUAGUAGGGCAUGUGAACUUCCUGCUGGGUGCUCUGGUCCAUGGUGUGGUGCUGAGACACUUCAGCCUCCAGCGGGGACAGGCCAUGGAAAGCGCCAUCUCCAACGUCAUUGCCCUGGCAGCGGGCCUGCUGGGUGUCAUUAUUGGGAUAUUGACUAUUGUUCUGUCCAAAAACAGAGAGAACAGGGUGCUGACCUGGUCACUGUUUGUGUCAAGUGCUGUAGCCAUUCUAGUGGCUGCCGCUUCGGUCAUUGGCCUGAUGGUGUCCUUGGUAAAGACCAUCAUUCAUGGUGACAAGAGAUUACUCGCUUACUGCGGCUACAGUGAUGGUAGGAGUCACCUAACCAUCGCCAACGAGUGUCCUUUUGACCCCACGCGUAUUUUUAGCACCACAAUAGUCCUGUGGGUCCCACUGAUAUUAAUGAGUGCAGUUGAGAUGGUGUUCUCAUGCCGCUUAUUUAAGGUCUCCAUCUCCUACCUCCGUCUGCCCUGGUGCCUCCGCAAACAACAUUUACAAGAUGAGAGCAGAUUGAUGAAAACCCCGAGAGUGGAUGAGCCCCGUUACUCACCCCUGUCCCAUCGUUGCCAAGGAGACGAGGAGUGGAAGCUAUCCGUUAUUAAACCCCCAGAGCGGCACAGGCCACCCUACAACUCACGACCGCUCCGCUCCACGUUCUCCGGUCAGUACCGCCAACAGCCCUCCGCAUCCCCGUUCAACCGUGCAGCACUGGAAAGGUCCAGUAUCUGGAUCUGAUUAUAAACUGGACCGUGGCUCUGGCAUCAUUCAGGGAUCAUGUGCAUUUUAAACUUUGAAUGUUACAUUGGUGCUUGUACAGAUCGGAUCUGUUUGUAUCUUUAUCACUCAUGGAUCGUCACUUUGCGUGUGUGUUGCGUUAUUACAUUAAACCUACCUAUUUAAAAACUUUUAUGCUAAAAAUGUGCAUGCAAGUUUAACAUACAUUGGAAAGUCAGAAUUCCCCCACGGUAACUGAAAUCUUAAAAGAUUAGUUCACUUCCAGAAUAAAAAUCUCCUAAUAAGUUACUCACCCCCAUGUCAUCCAAGAUGUAAUCACAUUGGAGAGGUCACGUGUUGUUAGUCCAUUGUCUGUGUAUUUCGGUUUAAAAAGGUAGGGUAGAAGAAAAACUCCAGCUCAUUUUCUCCUCCAGCUUAUAAAUCGUCUGACGUCAUUUUUUGUUAAGGGCGUUUGACUUUCUUUGCAUAUUCUCUUUGUAAACACUGGGUCAUACUUGUGCCUAUAUCACGCGUGACCUUUCCAACGUGAUUACGUAAUGCGAGGACACAGAGCACCGAGAUGAGCAUUUGUGGUUUAGAAGUAUAUAAAUAGUUUUUUUUUUCUUUAGAAAAUCUAUCGAACUUUCUACUUAAAAAUUAGUUAAUAUAAGUUUCUUUUCAUUUCACUUUAGUUAAUGAGCAUUUUAAUUUCUUUACCUUUACCUGUUGAAUCCUGUUUGUUGCCUUCAGUUUAAAAUGCAUUCUUAAGCAUUGCAUUCUGGGAAAUUAAGUGUUCUUCCACUUGGAGUUUCAAAAAAUAAUUUAUUAAAUAUGCUGAUUAAAUAUC